Molecule: messenger RNA, 2223 nt
Organism: Metarhizium acridum CQMa 102
Lineage: Eukaryota; Fungi; Ascomycota; Sordariomycetes; Hypocreales; Clavicipitaceae
Source: RefSeq, a predicted model, not a curated record
AUGUCCUUCGCCAACCCUCGUCGAAGGGCUCCGGUGAGUCGUUCCGGAAGGGACAACGAGAGCGGCCUGGCACUUAAAUCAACUAUGACCCUCCGUAAGGGUGCCACCUUUCAUUCACCCACUUCUCCAGUCUCUUCAAACUUGGACGACACCUUUGUUCCACCUCAACUAUCUCGGUCCCAAACUCAUCUGGACGACGUCGUCGACGCCAAUCGUCGACGCAUUGCUCUCACCCUAAGCGACAUCGACGAGGCUCUCGCAAAGACCGAGAACCUUUCUCUGUCGCCUAACCCCAAGAAGAAGACCCUUCGUGAUACCAGUCUUCCUGUUCCUCGCGGCUUCCUCGACCCUCCUCUCGUUGACCCAGCCAUGGCACACCCCGAGCCUGAGCGCCGGGUCUUGCGCCCUCGCUCAGUGCAUCGAUCAAAGCAGCAAGCUUCGGACAGCGGUCUCGGUUCUUCUAUUGCCUCUACCAACGAGAAGUGCGAGGCCGCUCAAACGGCUGACAAGAAGGACACCAAGACACUGAAGACAGCAUCAGCCCUUACUGGCUCCGGUGCGUCUUCUACCAAAGGGUUUCUGCCCGCAUUAAGCCAGAAAGCCUUGAACCGCAUUCAGGAACACACUCUUCACCCACUUCUUCAGAAACAAGCGCUCAAGGAUUUUGAGCCUAUCGUGCUCGAUGUACCUCGAAAAAUUCGGUCCAAGGAGAUUAUUUGCCUUCGAGAUCUUGAAAAAACCCUGAUUUUUAUGGCACCGGAGACGGCCAAGUCCCCCGCCUUGUAUCUCGAUUUCUGCCUCACCUCGAUUCGAUGCAUUCAAGCAACUGUCGAAUAUCUCACGGACCGCGAGCAAAUUCGACCUGGAGACCGCCCUUACACUAACGGAUACUUCAUCGACUUAAAGGAACAAAUCUACCAGUACGGUAAACAACUCGCCGCCGCCAGAGAGAAAGGCGGUUCUGACGACAACAUGGAUGUGGACAAGGAGGAUGAGAUCAGACUCUACGGCGGUAUAGCCGAGAAUGGCCGCCCCGCCGAACUCAUUCGGGUGAGAAAGGACGGAUCUGCCAUUUCUAUGGCCACCGGAAAACCAGUAGAUCUUAGUGAAGCCCCCGUCACUUUCAAGCGCUCGCUCUCUGAGCAGCGUGAGGACGAGGAGGAGAUUAUGCGCUCCAUGGCUCGCAGAAAGAAGAAUGCCACAGCUGAGGAGCUGGCUCCCAAGAAGUGCCGUGAGCCAGGUUGCAACAAGGAGUUCAAGCGACCCUGCGACCUGACCAAGCACGAGAAGACACAUUCCCGACCAUGGAAAUGCCCUAUCCCAACUUGCAAGUAUCACGAGUUUGGCUGGCCCACUGAGAAGGAGAUGGACCGCCAUGUCAAUGACAAGCACUCUGAUGCGCCUGCCAUGUUUGAGUGCUUAUUCAAGCCUUGUCCAUACAAGUCAAAGCGUGAAUCAAACUGCAAGCAGCACAUGGAGAAGGCGCACGGCUGGACCUACGUUCGAACCAAAACCAACGGUAAGAAGCCUUCUAGCAACCCAGCCAGCUCUGUUCAGCAGACUCCUCCUCUUGGCAGUGUGUCCACACCGUCCAGCACUCCCACUUACAGCGUCCCUACUCCUCCCCAGGAUCAGGAUGCCAUGACUUUCCCUACCUACCAGUCAGAUGGCGAUUGGUUGGCUGCCUAUGGUAUCCAGCCGGAAGCUUUGGAUGGUAUGGACUUGACACUGGAGCACACCUCUCCAUCUUCUGCCACCUCUUAUGAGCAGUACCCUCCAUACCAGAACGGAUCUACCUUCAUCCUCAAUGAUGAGGAUAUCUACGCUGCGCCCGUGCAGCUUCCUGCGCAGUUGCAGGGGCUAGAUCAGCUAUAUAACAAGAUUCUACCUCAGCAGCUGCCCGUUUACCGUGCUCCUCAACACUGUCCGCCUCCACAGCUGCAGGUCCCGCCUCAUUUCUCGCCCUCUGGACAAGAGAAUGCGAUGCUCUUCACCCCGAACUCACUCCGCGAGGUUGACGAGGGCUUCGAUGAGGUGUUCACUGGAGACGGCCCGGAUUUCCAACUUUUUCCUGCCACUUCGACUGACAAGGGCAGCAACUUCCAGCAGCCCUUGUUUGCUGAGAUUCCCAGCGCAAACCUUGGGUUCUCCCAGGCCUCACAGCCGGACUUGUUCAACCAGGCGGAUUGGACAAACUUGGACCUCCAACCUUUUCGGGAUUAA